AUGUCUGUGGUUUCAUCUUUGUUUCCAUCAUUCUUGUCAAUGCAUCUCAACUGGGAUUUUCUAGACCCAAUUUCCUUACGUGGGUUGUCCUGUUUCUUGCACAUCUUUUUGUUAAUUACUCUGUUCAUUUCCUGGCUGUCCCAAAAGUUCGUCCAUAGUCAUGAUCAAUCACAAAAGGGCAGUUUUAGGAACGCUAAAGUUUCAUAUUAUAAAGCAGCCUUUUUGGGUUCUCUGUGUUUAGCUGGGUUUAAUCUUGUUCUGUGUUUUUUGAACAACUUUUACUGGUACACAAAUGGUUGGUCAGAUGAGAAGCUCAUAACCUUUGCUGAUUUGUGCCUGAAAACCUUUUCCUGGGUAGCAGUUUCAGUAUAUUUACAUACCCGAGUCUCAAAUCCAGGUGAAUCUAAUUAUCCUAUCGUAGUCAGAAUAUGGUGGAUAGUUUUCCUCUGUUUUUCUUCUUAUUGUGUGGUGAUAGACUUCCUUUAUUACAAAAAGCAUCAAUCUUUAUCAACUCUCUUUUGGGUUGCUGACAUUUUUUCCGCAGCAAUGGGAUUAUUUUUCUGUGUUGUGGGGUUCUUGGGUAGAAAUGGAGGGGAGGAAUCAGAUAGUCUUGUCCAAGAACCACUUUUGAAUGGUAAUGCUAUAAGUGAUUCUAGGGUACCUUCAGGGGAGGAAAGUGUUACUCCUUUUGCCAAUGCUAGUUUCUGGAGUAUCCUUAUCUUCUCUUGGAUGAGCCCUUUGAUUUCUCUAGGCCACAAUAAGGCACUUGACCUUAAGGAUAUUCCCCAGCUUGCUGGUCGUGAUAGUGUAAGAGGUGCUUUUCCAAUUCUGGAAGAUAAAUUAAGUUCUGAGCGUGGGGAUUCUAGUAAAGUUACAUCCUUUAUGCUGAUGAUGGGAUUGUUUUCCACUGCAUGGAAAGAGGUACUGUUAUCAGGCCUUUUUGCGCUGAUUUGCACUUUGGCUUCCUAUGUUGGCCCUUACCUCAUUGAAACCUUUGUUCAAUAUCUCAAUGGACAAAGACACUUUGAUCAUGAAGGGUAUGUACUUGUUGCAGUUUUCUUCUUUGCCAAACUUGCUGAAUGCUUAUCACAGAGACAUGCAACGUUUAGGGUGCAACAAGUUGGAUUUAGAGCAAGGUCAGCUUUGGUGGAGAAGAUUUACAAUAAGGGCUUAACUCUCUCUUUUGAAUCCCGGCAAGAGCAGACAAGUGGGGAAAUCAUAAAUUUAAUGGCUGUAGAUGCUGAGAGAGUUAGCGAUUGCGGGUGGUACGUGCAUGAACCUUGGAUAAUUUUCAUACAAGUUGGUCUCGCAUUGGUGUUGUUGUAUAGGAAUCUUGGGCUUGCUUCAAUUGCUACAUUUAUUGCAACUGUUAUUGUGAUGUUGCUUAAUUUCCCUAUAGGGAGAUUGCAAGAGGAAUUCCAAGGCGAACUGAUGAAAUCAAAAGAUAAACGGAUGAAAGUGACAUCUGAAGUUUUGAGGAAUAUGAGGAUCCUUAAGUUGCAAGCCUGGGAGAUGAAAUUCUUGUCUAAAAUCCAGCAACUGAGGGACACUGAGGAAGGAUGGUUAAGAAAAUAUCUAUACUCAUGGGCUAUGACCAGUUUUGUUUUUGCUACAUCCCCAACCAUUGUGUCAGUAAUCACCUUUGGUGCUUGUUUCCUGCUUGGAGUCCCGCUUGAAUCAGGGAAGAUAUUAUCUGCACUUGCUACUUUUAAAAUACUUCAAGAACCUAUUUACACUCUCCCUGAUACAAUUUCCACAAUUGUUCAGACUAAAGUUUCCCUUGAUCGAAUUGCUUCAUUUCUUUCUCUUGCCGAUCUGCCACCAGAUGCUGUACAAAAGCUUCCUGUGGGAAGCUCCAGUUUGGCAAUUGAGAUCAUUGAUGGAAAUUUUACCUGGGACCUUUUGGCUCCUAGACCAUGUCUUAGAGAUAUUAACAUCAAGGUUUCUCAUGGCAUGAGGGUUGCAAUUUGCGGUACUGUAGGUUCAGGGAAGUCUAGCCUACUGUCAUGUGUAUUAGGAGAGAUGCCGAAACUAUCAGGAACAAUUAAGUUGUGUGGGACAAAAGCCUAUGUUGCUCAGUCACCAUGGAUACAGAGUGGAACAAUUGAAGAAAAUAUUUUGUUUGGCAAGGAGAUGGAAAGAGAAAAGUAUGAUCGUGUUCUUGAUGCAUGCUCCCUAAAGAAAGACCUGGAAAUUCUCUCUUGUGGGGAUCAGACACUUAUAGGUGAGAGGGGAAUUAAUUUGAGUGGUGGGCAGAAACAAAGAAUUCAGAUUGCUCGUGCACUAUACCAUGAUGCCGAUAUUUAUCUGUUUGAUGAUCCUUUUAGCGCUGUGGAUGCUCAUACUGGAACACACUUGUUCAAUGAAUGCAUACUCGGUUUUCUGUUAAACAAAACAGUAGUUUAUGUUACACAUCAAGUAGAGUUUUUGCCUGCGGCUGAUCUCAUUCUCGUAAUGAAAGAUGGAGAAGUUACUCAAGCUGGAAAAUAUGAUGACAUACUUAAGUCAGGAAGUGACUUUAUGGAGCUUGUGGGUGCUCAUAAAACAGCUCUCUCAAUGCUUGAUUCUAUUGAAGGAGAUUCCACAACUAUCAUACAGGAUGCUAGUUCUGUGGAAAGCACCGAAAACUUGGGAACAAAAGAAGAAAAUAAAGGUGAUGGAGAUGCCAAAACAGGUGAUAUUGCAGGAUCUAAAGGGCAGCUUGUUCAAGAAGAAGAAAGAGAGAAAGGUAAGGUUGGAUUCCCAGUUUACUGGAAUUAUAUGACCACUGCUUAUGGAGGAGCUCUUGUACCAUUUGUACUCUUGUCACAAAUCUUGUUUCAAGUACUUCAAAUUGGAAGCAAUUACUGGAUGGCUUGGGCUACUCCUGUGUCCGAGGAUGAUGCACCUCAAGUAUCUGGCUCGACUCUCCUCAUUGUUUAUGCUAGUUUGGCAAUAACCAGCUGCAUCUUUUCCCUUUCCAGAACUUUGUUUCUGGCAACCGCUGGCUACAAAACCUCGACUAUACUCUUUAACAGAAUGCAUUUCAGCAUCUUCCGUGCUCCCAUGUCCUUUUUCGAUUCCACACCAAGUGGGCGGAUCCUCAAUCGAGCUUCUACUGACCAAAGUGCUGUGGAUUUAAGAAUGUCAUUCCAAAUAGGAUCUGUGGCGAACGUGACAAUACAGCUGUUGGGAGUUGUUGCUGUAAUGUCACAAGUUGCAUGGCAGGUUUUCAUCAUUUUUAUCCCCGUGAUCUCAAUCUCCAUUUGGUUGCAGCAAUUUUAUAUUUCAUCUGCACGAGAACUAUCAAGAUUGAUAGGAGUCACCAAAGCGCCAGUUAUACAACACUUCUCUGAGACGAUAUCAGGGUCCAGUACAAUCAGAAGUUUCGAUCAAGAACCUAGAUUCAAGGAUACUAGUAUGACACUGAUCGAUGCUCAUUCCCGUCCUAUUUUUCAUAAUGCGGCAGCAAUGGAGUGGUUUUGUGUUCGCAUAGAUGCUCUGUCUCUCAUCACUUUUACCUUGUCAUUGUUAUUCUGGGUGUCAGUUCCAGAGGGAACAAUUGAUCCAAGCGCCGCUGGCUUAGCAGUAACUUAUGGACUUAAUUUGAACGUCAUACAAUUUAUGGCUGUAUGGUUUAUCUGCAAUAUGGAGAACAAGAUCAUAUCAGUUGAGAGGAUAUUCCAGUACAUGGGUAUUCCUAGUGAGCCUCCACUCGUCAUAGAGUCAAAUAGGCCAGAUGUCCACUGGCCAUCACAAGGGCAAGUAGAUCUUCAUGACCUUCAGGUCCGAUAUGCGCCACACUUGCCACUGGUGUUAAGAGGGCUUACAUGCACUUUCUUGGGUGGGAAAAAGACAGGCAUUGUUGGGAGGACAGGAAGCGGUAAAUCAACACUCAUACAAACACUCUUCCGGAUGGUUGAACCUGUUGGUGGAGAAAUAAAGAUAGAUGGCAUCAAUAUCUCCUCAAUCGGUCUUCAUGAUUUACGCUCCCGAUUGAGUAUUAUUCCACAGGAUCCAACCAUGUUUGAGGGAACAGUGCGCAAUAAUCUGGAUCCACUUAAUGAGUACAACGAUGAACAGAUUUGGGAGGCUCUGGAUAAAUGCCAGCUUGGAGAUGAAGUUCGAAAAAAGGAAGGGAAACUUGAUUCUGCAGUUUCAGAAAAUGGAGAGAAUUGGAGUGUGGGACAACGGCAAUUGGUGUGUCUGGGGCGAGUUCUGCUAAAGAAAAGCAAGGUUCUGGUGCUUGAUGAGGCCACAGCAUCGGUUGAUACAGCAACUGAUAAUAUGAUUCAGCAAACUCUGAGGCAGCAUUUCAAUGAUUCCACUGUCAUUACCAUUGCACACCGAAUAACAUCCGUGCUAGACAGUGACAUGGUCUUACUACUUGAUCAAGGUCUGAUUCAAGAGUAUGAUUCUCCAUCAAACUUACUGGAAAACAAUACUUCAGAUUUCGCGAAGCUUGUUGCUGAAUACAGCAUGAGGUCUACUUCCAGCUAA
Molecule: messenger RNA, 4479 nt
Organism: Oldenlandia corymbosa var. corymbosa
Lineage: Eukaryota; Viridiplantae; Streptophyta; Magnoliopsida; Gentianales; Rubiaceae
Source: the annotation of a GenBank genome assembly